Moneuplotes crassus is the source of this 682-nucleotide messenger RNA. The record is from the annotation of a GenBank genome assembly. NCBI's taxonomy places the organism in Eukaryota, Ciliophora, Spirotrichea, Euplotida, Euplotidae.
AUGCCAAGGAAGAUUACAGCUACACCUAGAGUUAAUACGAAUCUUUCCCUGUUGUCGAGAAAGAGCUCGGUUAUGUCAGGAGUCGUCAAGGAAAUGUAUCCAGAAGCCACCAUUUGUUCCUGUUUGAUCAAACCUACUGAUUUCCCAUUUGCCCAGCUUGAGACUAGAUCCGCAAAGACUUCUUGAGGGGAUACCUACGAAGGCCAAGUUAAUAAAAAGACUGGGCAGAAGCAUGGGCGUGGAACAUACGACUGGAAUAAUGGUCCCGAGAAAGGAGAUAGAUAUGUUGGAGACUGGGUUAAUGAUAAAAGAGAAGGUUAUGGAAUUUAUUACUUUGCUAAUGGUAAUAAGUAUGAAGGUGAAUGGAUGAAAGACAAUAAGCAUGGGCUUGGAGUAAUGACCUGGGCUGAUGGAAAUACUUACAAAGGAGAAUGCAAAGUUGGAAAUAGGAGUGGAAAAGGAAAGAUUACUUGGAAUAACGGCAACAGUUAUGAAGGAUACUUUUACAAUGGUGAACCUUAUGGAAGAGGUACUUAUUAUUGGGCCAGUGGAGAUAAAUUUGAAGGUAUUUGGCAAAAUGGCGAAAGGCAUGGAGAAGGCAUGUACACAUGGAGCAAUGGAAAGAAGGAGAAGCAAAUUUGGAAGUAUGGAAAGGAAGUCUAAAGUUCUAAAAUUUCUGAAA